Messenger RNA from Colletotrichum siamense, 294 nucleotides. RefSeq lists its product as uncharacterized. NCBI's taxonomy places the organism in Eukaryota, Fungi, Ascomycota, Sordariomycetes, Glomerellales, Glomerellaceae. The coding region runs from base 1 to 294 and encodes 97 amino acids. The transcript is spliced from 3 exons. The record is from RefSeq and is a predicted model, not a curated record.
AUGCUCUCUAUCAAAUUCGCCCUAUUCCUGGCACCAUUAUUGGCACUUGCUAGUCCCGUCGACAUCCAAACAAGACAAAAUAAUGAAUGCUGCUACGAAACCGAGGACAUCAAUAAGCUGGUUUUUAGAACCAACGGCACGUCAGGUCAAUUCUUGGACACUCUAUCAUGGUGCAUGCUGCAGGUCGACCGCGACGCAAGCGACCCGAAUAACUGCGAGAAGGCAACACGUUCGUAUUGGGCAGGAUACUGUCCCGAAUCACCUACGAAAGUCAUUUCAUGCCCCUCAGCUUAA